AUGCUGCCUUGGAGACUCAUCACAAAUCGGGAUAUUGGCCUUCUCUUCUAUAUCAACUUCGCGACCGGUGCCGCCAUGUAUGCUGUGUUGUACUUUGUCAACCUGUUCUUCACUUUAGUCAAGGGCUUUACUGCCGACAAAGCUGGUGUUCAGCUCUUGUACUAUACUCCGGGCCUUGCAGUUGGCGUAUAUUUUUCCAUGUUCAUGUGCAACGUUUGGCCAAGAAAGACCUUUUGGCCAAUCAUGCUCGGCUCGAUUGUCGAGGCUUUCGGAAUCGGGUUUCUGGCUUACGGACUUUGGACUGAGAAGACGUCUACGAUCUACGGCAUGAUGGCUCUGACUGGCGCUGGCACGGCGAUGCGAAUGAUGCCCGGUCCUCUUCACGCUGUGGGAUUCUUCCCGCAGCACAUUGCUACCGUCGUGGCUCUCAUGGCGGUUGCAAUCCCCUUCGGCGGCACACUCGCAUUGACAAUCAUGGCGACCGUCUUCAACAAUACGUCGGGUAUCGGUCCGAGCUCACCUCUUCGAGACUUUCAAAAUAUUGUCACUCUUCCGCAUGAUGAGCAAGUAUACUGGAUUCAUCAAGCAAAGAUGGGCUUGGUUUGGUCAUUCGUCGCGAUUGUUCCUUUCAUGAUUCUAUGCGUCUUGGCCGCGGCCUGCCUGGGCAAUGUCAUUAUCACCAAGGACAAGGCAGGAGAGGAUGGAUACGGAGAAAAGGUGCAGGAAGAAGCAUAUCUACUUUCGUUGUUGAGAGGGACAAACCAACAGAGUGCUCGUACGACGAUGGAGGCGAAAGCAUGA
This is a messenger RNA of Phaeoacremonium minimum UCRPA7, 801 nucleotides long. Its product is annotated as putative mfs multidrug transporter protein. Gene Ontology annotation, biological process: basic amino acid transport; transmembrane transport. Gene Ontology annotation, molecular function: basic amino acid transmembrane transporter activity. The transcript has 6 exons. Gene Ontology annotation, cellular component: fungal-type vacuole membrane. Bases 1 to 801 code for a protein of 266 amino acids. Lineage: Eukaryota; Fungi; Ascomycota; Sordariomycetes; Togniniales; Togniniaceae. The record is from RefSeq and is a predicted model, not a curated record.